AAACGUCCCAAGCUCGCCAUUUCGUCUCACUCCAACUCCCAAAGUGCCCCGGUCUUCCACUCCCCCUCCUCGCUUCCCAAUUUCCAAACCUCUCUCUUGCACGGGAGGAGCACGUACACGCGGGCGGAGCGAAAGCGAUCGGCGCCGCGGCGGCAAGAUGUCGGCGGCGGCCACGAUGACGUGGCACGAGGACCUGGCCACUCUCGUGGGUGACACGGGCGUUCGCCUCCCCGGCGGCGGGGGGCACGCGCCGGCGGCGGCGAAUGUUGCGGCGGCGGGGGCCGGGUGGUACGGGGAGGAGGAAGAGGGGAGGGCGGAGGAGGGGUGGGCGCAGCAGGCGAAGGGGUUCGCGGAGUCCACGGCGGAGAUGCUGCGGGAGCUGGGCCGCGGGCUGUGGGACGUCGCCGCGCAGAGCCUCGCCGGCGCCGAGGACAGCGAGCUCGCGCGGCGGCUCCGGAAGCGGGCGGCGGCCACGGGGAAGCGCCUCAGCUUCAUGAACGAGUACCUCCCCGAGGAGCGCGACCCGGUGAGGUGUUGGCUCAUCGUCGCCGCGGUCGCAUUCGUCACACUCCUAGUUUUAGGUGCUGGGAGUGACAAUGAAACUCCAGUAGACCUUCCCAAGAAACUUAUCAUUGGUCCCCCAAGUGCCGAUAGAAUCCAACUUCCUGAUGGACGGCAUCUGGCUUAUGAAGAACAAGGUGUCUCAGCUAACAGAGCAAGAUUUUCACUGAUUGCUCCUCAUUCUUUUCUGUCAUCAAGGCUGGCAGGAAUCCCUGGAAUCAGUGCAUCUCUUCUGGAAGAAUUUGGAGUACGACUGGUGACCUAUGAUCUUCCUGGUUUUGGUGAAAGCGAUCCACACCUAGGCCGGAAUCUCAAUUCUUCUGCACUGGACAUGCUCUAUCUGGCUAAUGCUCUCAAUAUUCCGGAAAAGUUCUGGGUUGUGGGCUAUUCUGGAGGUGGCAUGCAUGCCUGGAGUGCUCUUCGUUACAUUCCUGAUCGAGUUGCUGGUGCAGCAAUGUUCGCACCUAUGGCAAAUCCAUAUGACUCCAAGAUGACCAAAGACGAGAGGCGUAAAACAUGGGAUAGUUGGUCAACGAAACGGAAACUGAUGCACAUUUUAGCUCGGAGGUUUCCAUCACUGCUACCGUUCUUUUAUCGCCAAACCUUCCUUUCUGGAAAGCAAGGACAACCUGAGAGUUGGUUGUCACUGUCAUUGGGGAAGAAGGACAAAACUUUACUGGAAGGUCCUGUGUUCAAUGCAUUCUGGGAAAGGAAUGUUGCGGAGUCUGUGCGUCAGGGAGAUGCAAGGCCAUUUGUAGAGGAAGCUGUGCUGCAAGUAUCUGACUGGGGUUUCAGCUUAUCUGACAUCCAAAUGCAGAAGAAAGAGGCUCGAGGCAUUUUUGAACUCAUCAAGUCUCUUUUCAAUCAGGCUGAAAGAGAGUGGGUGGGAUUUCUGGGCCCAAUACAUAUAUGGCAGGGGAUGGACGACCGAGUGGUCUCGCCGUCAGUGGCUGAAUUUGUGCGGCGGUCGGUUCCAGGGGCUACGGUCCACAAGCUUCUUGAUGAAGGCCACUUCUCAUACUUCUGCUUCUGCGACGAGUGCCACAGGCAGAUAUUCUCCACGCUCUUCGGCAUUCCCCAGGGCCCAAUCAACCCUGCGCCGCAACCCAGCGAGGUUGUUUCAGAGCUCACCGAAGAAACAACAGUACCAGACAAUGCCACAGAUCAGGAACAAGGAAAAUCAGGCCUGCCCUGAUCAAGAUCAGUUUUCAGGAUCAACAGUAUAGAUACGAGAUGUUACUACUACUAAAUACAAUACCCCAAAUAGACGUGCCUUUCGUCGCUGCCUGUGGACUGAGCUGCUCCUCUUGCGAGAAGUCUUGAAGGAUGAAGACAAAGCAUUGGAUAGAGGCUGUGUGCCGUUUCACUUCGAUGUACAAAAAUGCUCAUCACAAAUUCGCACGGCACCUGCUCGGUGCGCUUUUAGUAUAGUCGGUAUUAAAAUUUGAUUAACCUGCUAUGACUCCGUUAUAGGCUUCUUUUUGCACAUUUGCGCCCUCAGCUGAAUUUUGUUCCUUUAUUAAGGCUUUAUGGCAUGAUGCAAUAGUCCAAUCCAGUUUAAGGUCA
This is a messenger RNA of Sorghum bicolor (sorghum), 2127 nucleotides long. RefSeq lists its product as uncharacterized. The transcript is spliced from 6 exons. The record is from RefSeq and is a predicted model, not a curated record. Bases 158 to 1756 code for a protein of 532 amino acids. NCBI's taxonomy places the organism in Eukaryota, Viridiplantae, Streptophyta, Magnoliopsida, Poales, Poaceae.